UACAGUCUGAAGCUUGCCUUCCCCUCUGACUCCUGUGUCUCCUCUCCUGCAGCAUGAUGGGUCUCCCCAGAGUUCCCUGUGUGGCAGCUGUGAUCCUGUGUCUGACAGUGCUGAGCCCUCCAGUGGCUUUGGUCAGAGACUCCAGACCACGGUUUUUGGAAUAUGGUAAAGCUGAGUGUCAUUUCUACAACGGGACGCAGCGCGUGCGGCUUCUGCAGAGAUACAUCUACAACCGCGAGGAGUUCCUUCGCUUCGACAGCGACGUGGGCGAGUUCCGCGCGGUGACCGAGCUGGGGCGGCCGGACGCCGAGUACUUGAACAGCCAGAAGGAUUACUUGGAGGAUAGGCGGGCCUCCGUGGACACGUACUGCAAACACAACUAUGAGGUCUCUGCUAACUUCCUCGUGCCGCGCAGCGUUGAGCCUACGGUGACUGUGUACCCUACAAAGACUCAGCCCCUGGAACACCACAACCUCCUGGUCUGCUCUGUGACUGACUUCUACCCUGGCAGCAUUGAAGUCAGAUGGUUCCGGAAUGGCGUGGAGGAGAAGACGGGAAUUGUGUCCACCGGCCUGAUCCGAAAUGGAGACUGGACCUUCCAGACACUGGUGAUGCUGGAGACGGUUCCGCAGGGCGGAGAGGUUUACACCUGCCACGUGGAGCAUCCCAGCCUGAGCAGCCCUGUCACAGUCGAGUGGAAAGCGCAGUCCACAUCUGCACAGAACAAGAUGCUGAGUGGAGUCGGGGGCUUCGUGCUGGGCCUGCUCUUCCUGGGAGUGGGGCUGUUCAUCUACUUCAGGAACCAGAAAGGACAGUCUGGACUUCAGCCAACAGGACUCCUGAGCUGAGGUGAAGCAACAAGGCUGAAGGAAGGAGUUCCAACCCCCACCCCCACCGCCGGCUCCAUGCCAUGAAAACUUGUCCUGCUUGGUCCACAUUCCUCCAGAGACAGUGAUCUCCAAGGACCUGGCUCCUCCUGACUCUCCACCCUGGAGAUCUGCGCUUCCAAUGGCUGCUUAGCCCUGAUCCAGGCCUUGCAGCCCCCCUGGAACAGAGGCCCCUCUCUUCACAUCCCCUGUCCCCUUUUGUCCCUUUGUCUGGUGCUUCUGAGCCAGUCUGCUGUCAUAUGCUUUCUUACAUUUUUCUCAAAUAAACAAAGAAUGAAAGUCA
Molecule: messenger RNA, 1170 nt
Organism: Mus pahari (shrew mouse)
Lineage: Eukaryota; Metazoa; Chordata; Mammalia; Rodentia; Muridae
Product: H-2 class II histocompatibility antigen, I-E beta chain
Exons: 6
Coding region: 54-848 (264 amino acids)
Biological process (GO): peptide antigen assembly with MHC class II protein complex; immune response; positive regulation of T cell activation
Cellular component (GO): late endosome membrane; MHC class II protein complex; lysosomal membrane
Molecular function (GO): MHC class II protein complex binding
Source: RefSeq, a predicted model, not a curated record